UUGUUGGAUAGGAGCCAUUACCGGGUCGAAUGUCCACGGGGGUUUAUAAGUAUACCCUCCCGUACGUGUGAGUUCUGUCCAGUUGAUCAUCUGUUUGACACCUUUUUUUGGGCACAUAUCAUCAUCAGAAUGUCUGGCUCAGGAGGGUAUUACAAGUACCGCUACAAGUUCUGGCUAACUUACAACUGCCCAAAGUGGGUAUGGGUGAAUAAUGCACCAUGUGCUCAUUGUCUGGCGGACGGUCGAGAUGACGAGCUCCCGCCGAAAGAGGACGUUCGAAGUAUAGAAUCGUCCGUGCGAGUUUCCGGACGAGCCUCGAGGCUAAUCGAAGGCGCAUCCAGCCAGGCAGGGUUUCUGGAAGAGGAUCUUGCUCGAUAUUGUAUUGAGAAAGUCAGCUUGCAGAAUCCCAAUGACAAUAGCUCCGUCGCUUUGAUGUAACUCAAUAAGGCAAACUCAACAAGGCAACGUCAACUGCCAACUAUUAUAGUGAUUGUGACUAUCGUCAGCGAGGUAAAUAUGAUUUGUUCGUUGGAGGGUUCCACAUAUAUGUGCCCUCUCUGAGGCAUGUAGCUUGCUCGCGGGCAGUCGUUGGGCC
Messenger RNA from Mollisia scopiformis, 595 nucleotides. RefSeq lists its product as uncharacterized. The record is from RefSeq and is a predicted model, not a curated record. Bases 130 to 438 code for a protein of 102 amino acids. NCBI's taxonomy places the organism in Eukaryota, Fungi, Ascomycota, Leotiomycetes, Helotiales, Mollisiaceae. The transcript has 3 exons.